AUGGCUCGUCUGAGCUUCAUCGUGAGCAGUCUUGCGCUGUUCAUCAGCAUCGUCAGCGCCGCAUCUGCCGUUCUCGACCUCCUUCCCUCCAACUUUGAAGAAGUCGCCAUCAAAUCCGGAAAACCCACAUUAGUCGAAUUCUUCGCCCCUUGGUGUGGACAUUGCAAGAACUUAGCCCCAGUAUACGAAGAACUCGCACAAACAUUCUCAUUCUCCGAUAAAGUUCAAAUCGCAAAAGUUGAUGCCGACGAGCAUCGUUCCCUCGGGAAGCAAUUCGGUGUUCAGGGUUUCCCAACGUUGAAAUUCUUUGAUGGCAAGAGUGAUACUCCCAUUGAGUAUAGUGGUGGUCGGGAUCUUGAGAGCUUGUCGGCUUUUAUUACGGAGAAGACUGGCAUUCGGCCCAAGGCUGCUUAUCAUCCGCCUAGCAAUGUGCAGAUGUUGACCGAGUCGUCUUUUAAGGAUGUUGUUGGUACUGAUAAGAAUGUUUUGGUUGCUUUUACUGCUCCAUGGUGUGGACACUGCAAGAGCCUCGCUCCUACAUGGGAAGAACUUGCCAAGGAUUUCGCUCGUGACGAGAACGUAGUCAUCGCCAAGGUUGACUGUGAAGCCGAGAACUCGAAAUCACUAGCCUCAGAAUUCAAGAUCCAAGGUUUCCCCACGAUCAAAUUCUUCCCUGCUGGUUCCUCAGAGCCCGUUGCAUACGAAGGUGGUCGAUCCGAGAACAACUUCGUGGACUACAUCAACGAAAAAGUCGGCACUCACCGUGUCGUCGGUGGCGGACUUGACGAGAAGGCCGGCACUAUCCCCACUCUUGACUCGAUCGUCGCCAAAUACGUACCUACCAAGAGCUUCGCUAAGCUCUCGGACGAAAUCAAGAAGUCCGCUAAGAAUGUGCAGGAGCAGUAUGCUCAGUACUAUAUCAAGGUUACCGAGAAGUUGAAGGAGAGCGAGGGAUACGUCAACAAGGAGUUCACAAGAUUGACCAAGAUCUUGUCUAAGGGUGGACUUGCGCCGGAGAAGAUUGAUGAUCUGAUUUCUCGUAGCAAUAUUCUUCGUCAAUUUUUGGGCGAGACGGAGAAUCCCAAGGAUGAAUUGUAA
Talaromyces stipitatus ATCC 10500 is the source of this 1098-nucleotide messenger RNA. Its product is annotated as disulfide isomerase (TigA), putative. The transcript has 2 exons. Bases 1 to 1098 code for a protein of 365 amino acids. Gene Ontology annotation, biological process: protein folding. The record is from RefSeq and is a predicted model, not a curated record. Gene Ontology annotation, cellular component: endoplasmic reticulum. Gene Ontology annotation, molecular function: protein disulfide isomerase activity. NCBI's taxonomy places the organism in Eukaryota, Fungi, Ascomycota, Eurotiomycetes, Eurotiales, Trichocomaceae.